AAGCGAAUUUAAGAGAAUAAUAAAAACAAAAACAACUCAAUAAUGGAACCUUUCUACAUGAUUCUAUCUCUUGUCUUCCUCUUCAUCUCUCUGACGUUCUUGUUCGGAACACGGCGGCGCAAAUUAAACCUACCGCCGAGUCCAGCUCGGCCAUAUCCUAUUAUAGGACACCUCCACCUCCUAAAGCUGCCGCUCCAACGGAGCUUUCUCUCUCUCUCCAAGUCACUAGGCGGCGCCUCCAUUUUCUCACUCCGCCUAGGCACUCGUCUUGUUUAUGUUGUUUCUUCUCACUCCGUAGCCGAGGAAUGCUUCACCAAGAACGACGUGGUUUUUGCGAACCGGCCGGAGUUUCUUUUCGCGAAACACAUCGGGUACAACUCCUCCACCAUGGUCAGUGCGGCUUAUGGUGACAGCUGGCGCAACCUCCGUCGUAUUGGCGCCAUUGAGAUCUUCUCGUCCAUUAGGGUCGAUAGCUUCUUAUCCAUCCGUAAAGACGAGAUCCGACGGCUGAUAUUAUGUUUAUCGAAAAACUCCCUACAAGAACCUGCGAAGGUGGAGCUGGGAUCAUUGUUCAUGGGUUUGACGAUCAACAACAUCAUUAGAAUGUUGGCCGGAAAGAGAUAUUACGGCGAUGGAACAGAGGACGACGAUGAGUCAAAACACGUUAGGGACUUGAUCGCCGAGGUGAUUGCUGCCGGCGGUGCGGGGAACGCUGCUGACUAUUUCCCGAUUCUUUGUUGGUUAACAGAUUAUGAGAAACGGGUCAAGAAGUUAGGCGGUCGGGUUGACGAGUUUUUGCAAAGUCUAGUGGAUGAGAAACGUGCGGAGAAAGUAAAGGGUAACACCAUGAUUGAUCGCUUGCUUUCUCUCCAAGAAACUCAGCCUGAGUACUAUACCGAUGUCAUCAUCAAAGGAAUCAUAGAAGUUAUGAUACUUGCUGGGACUGAUACAUCAGCAGCAACGUUAGAAUGGGCGAUGUCGAACUUGUUGAACCAUCCAGAAGUAUUGAAAAAGGCAAAGACCGAAAUCGACGAGCAAAUCGGUUUAGACCGGUUAAUAGAGGAACAAGACAUUGUAAAACUUCCUUAUCUCCAGAGCAUAGUGUCAGAGACAUUACGACUUUAUCCUGUGGUUCCAAUGCUUCUCCCUCAUAUGGCGUCAAAAGAUUGCAUGGUGGCAGACUAUGAUGUCCCACGUAAAACAAUCUUAUUGGUGAACGUAUGGGCCAUACAUAGAGACCCAAAGAUGUGGGAAGAGCCGGAGAAGUUCAAGCCAGAGAGGUUUGAGAAGGAAGGUGAGGAUAAGAAGUUAAUGUCAUUUGGGAUGGGACGACGAGCUUGUCCUGGAUUAGGGCUAGGUCAGCGGCUAGUAACGUUGGCUUUGGGUUUGUUGGUCCAGUGUUUCGAGUGGGAGAGAACCGGAGAAGAAUAUGUGGACAUGACAGAAGCUGCGAAAGGAAUCACAAUGCAUAAGUCUACGUCGUUGGAAGCUAUGUGUAGAGCUCGCCCCAUUGUGGAUAAGAUUUUAGAUGCUUCUAAUUCUUGUCCAUAAACUCCAUCUUCAGAAUCUUGUUACAUUACUCGUCUCAUUGUCCGAAGGCUCAUAAAUUUCUCUAGGCGAGACUCAACCUUACUAGACAUUUUUAUAAAGGUUUUCAAAAUGUUUGUUCAAUCAAUGUUAGUAUAAAGACAAUAUGUUGUGACACAUGCAAUGACGUCUAACACAUCACAUGAAAGUUCGCACGUGUCAUGUGCUACACA
Messenger RNA from Brassica oleracea var. oleracea, 1760 nucleotides. Its product is annotated as cytochrome P450 81D11-like. The record is from RefSeq and is a predicted model, not a curated record. Bases 43 to 1551 code for a protein of 502 amino acids. The transcript is spliced from 3 exons. Lineage: Eukaryota; Viridiplantae; Streptophyta; Magnoliopsida; Brassicales; Brassicaceae. Gene Ontology annotation, molecular function: oxidoreductase activity, acting on paired donors, with incorporation or reduction of molecular oxygen; iron ion binding; monooxygenase activity.